Messenger RNA from Coniosporium apollinis CBS 100218, 1539 nucleotides. RefSeq lists its product as uncharacterized. The transcript is spliced from 4 exons. Gene Ontology annotation, cellular component: pyruvate dehydrogenase complex. Bases 1 to 1539 code for a protein of 512 amino acids. Gene Ontology annotation, biological process: pyruvate decarboxylation to acetyl-CoA. Gene Ontology annotation, molecular function: dihydrolipoyllysine-residue acetyltransferase activity. NCBI's taxonomy places the organism in Eukaryota, Fungi, Ascomycota, Dothideomycetes. The record is from RefSeq and is a predicted model, not a curated record.
AUGUCCACCGCAACACUCCUCACACGAAGCUCCGGACGGCUGUGUCUGAGAGCUUCGGCAAACCUGCGAGGCGGUUACAGCAUUGCUAGGACUCAAAACACGAUCGCAAGCAGGACACCCGCGCUUUCAGCCCUUGCACGGUACUAUGCCUCAAAGUCAUUCCCAGAACACACUGUUGUUAGCAUGCCCGCGCUAUCCCCUACCAUGACAAGCGGCAACAUCGGCACAUGGCAAAAGAAGGCCGGCGACAGCAUCGCGCCAGGAGACGUGCUCGUUGAGAUUGAGACGGACAAGGCGCAGAUGGACUUCGAGUUCCAGGAAGAGGGCGUACUGGCCAAGAUUCUCAAGGAUUCUGGCGAGAAAGAUGUCGCAGUUGGAAGCCCGAUUGCCGUAAUGGUCGAAGAAGGCACCGACGUCUCUGCCUUCGAGUCCUUCUCCAUCGACGACGCCGGCGGUGACAAGGAGCCGCCCAAGGAGGGCGCCAAGCAGUCCGGCACCGAAGCCUCCGAACCACCAUCCGAGGACUCACCCACCGCGCCUGCGAAAGAGCCCAAGCAAGAACAGUCCUCCGAAAAGUCCUCCGACUCAGCACCACCAGCGGCGGAAGAAUCCACCUCCGAAGGCGGCCGCCUCCAGACCGUCCUAGAGCGCGGCGGCGGCAUCAGCCCCAAAGCCGCCAAACUCGCCCUCGAAAAGGGGAUCUCAAUCUCCUCGCUCAAGGGCAGCGGCCCUGGCGGCCUGAUCACGGUCUCGGACGUCGAGAAAGCCAAGCCCGCGGCCUCUGCAUCCGCCGCGCCCCCAUCCCCCGCCGCUCCCGCCGGUGCGCCUACCUACGAAGACAUCCCGGCCUCCUCGAUGCGCAAGACGAUCGCGCUGCGCCUGCAGCAGAGCAUGAACCAGAACCCGCACUACUUCGUGCAGUCGUCCGUCAGCGUGUCCAAGCUGCUGAAGCUGCGGCAGGCCAUGAACGCCGGCGCGGACGGCAAGUACAAGCUCUCGGUCAACGACUUCAUGGUCAAGGCGGUCGCGAUCGCGUGUCGGAAGGUGCCGGCUGCGAACAGCUCGUGGCGCGAGGAGGGCGGCAACGUCGUGAUACGCCAGCAUAACGUCGUCGACGUGUCUGUGGCUGUGGCCACGCCGAUAGGCCUCAUGACACCCAUCGUCAAGAACGUGAAUGGGAUCGGCCUCCAGACCAUCUCGGCGCAAAUCAAGGAUCUCGGGAAGCGCGCCAAGGAGGGGAAACUCAAGCCGGAGGAGUACCAGGGCGGCACGUUCACGAUUAGCAACAUGGGCAUGAACGAUGCGGUCGAGAGGUUCACGGCUGUGAUCAAUCCGCCCCAGGCGGGUAUUCUGGCCGUUGGCACUGUCAAGAAGGUGGCUAUCCCUGUGGAGACGGAGGAGGGGACUGAGGUCGGUUGGGACGAGCAGAUCGUGCUCAGCGGGAGCUUUGAUCAUAAGGUUAUUGAUGGCGCGGUCGGAGGGGAGUUCAUGAGGGAGUUGAAGAAGGUAGUGGAGAAUCCGUUGGAGAUGAUGCUAUAG